AUGUCACAAACUCCGACUCAAACUCAACGCCGACUCCGUGGCCCUCAAAAAUCUAAAGCAUGUGAUUCUUGCAAAAGCAGAAAGAUCCGAUGUUCCGGUUAUCCUCCGCCUUGUUCAAGUUGCAACGAACGGAAAGAUGCCUGUCACUUUGGACAUCGCAAGAUUCCACUGAGAAAAAAUGUCAAUAAAUCUUUAAUCUUGGGCAAUACCACAGGUUCCGCUUCUACUGAGCCCCCAACGCCGGUCUUGCCAUCAGAAAGAUCUCCAACGAACCAAUGUCGCGACAACAAGGAAAUUUUGCAAUUUACAGAAGGCGAUAUCUUCAUCGAUCGUAUCCUUUUUGGGAUGCCUUCAAAUGAUUUGGCAGGUAAAGAGCAACGUUUUUCUCUCAAGGGUAUCGGCUUACUUAGCGGUACCUCAAGGGUCACAUUCUUCUCUGACAGCAGACUGGAAACUCUUUCUGCAAAACUUCAAAACAACAAGGUUGAUGAUCUGAUGCGCAGGAUCUCAUCAAUUAUCAAAAACAAAGUGAAGCCGACAAGUAGCAUAUCUGCUGUUUACAGUCUUGAACAAGGUCUUCCAUUGCUCGACCACGCAACAGCAGCAAAGUAUAUAAUGAUCUACUAUGAGCGAGUUCAUCCUCUGUUUCCUUUUCUGGACCGCGAAUGUUUUGAUACAACCGUCGCUACAGGCAAUCUCAACAGUAUCUUUAGUAACGACUCAGCAUUCUCUGCGCUUUAUCACUCAGUCCUGGCUUUGGGUUGCUUGCACGAUGGCGGUGGUAGUUUUGAACCUGGUAAAGGCAAAGCUUGGGAAUUGUUCUCUGUGGCGUCGCCUCUCCUUCCUGAUAUAGUGAAAUCUGGAAAGUCGUUGGUAGCUCUCCAAGCUAUGACUGCUGCUGCGGUAUAUGCACUAGGCAUUCCAUGUCUCUCCAUCGAGGAGAAGAUCAUGACUGAUGCAGCUCGCAUGGCCCAAGAUCUGGCACCUUUACUUUCCAAAGGUCCUUUUGCCAAAUCUUUUCAUCGUGUAUUCUGGGUCAUGUAUGCAAUAGAGAAGAUGUCUAGCUUCCACUUUGGACGGAGUUCGGUUUUCAUCGACGCCAAUAUCGUAACACCCUUGCCUCAUGUGCCGGAAUCCAACUUUGGAAACUUCAAUUGGGCUCUGGCAAUUGCCCGACAUUGCCGCUUAUUGUCACGGGCAUUGACGACAUUAUUUUCCCCAGGUAUUUGUGGCAGGGGACCGAACUAUUUUCUUAGCACCUUGAGUCAACUUGAACAGGAUCUUGAGCAAUGGCGAAUGUCUAUUUCAGAAGACCUUCGACCUGCGCCUUCUCACAAGCCCCAUUUGUAUCGUCGACCAGUCAAAGGCUCGAUAGCGAUUUGGGUCAAUUAUCUGUACUACAGCUUCAAACUCAUUCUUUUAAGAAGUAGACUGCAGAUUAAUGGGGACCCUGAGAACGACCUGACAAAGCCAUCGUACAGAGAACUGCUCAUAGAGAUUUCUCGAUCCAUUCUUGAGAUUACUACAUAUAUUGACGUGGAGCCCUCCACACCCCUAUGGAUCUUGGCAGGUAUUCCGAUCUGUGCUCUUUUCGUUCUUUUUGAUCACGUCAUAAGCGACCCCAAAUCGCCUGAUACAAGAAGCAAUCUCGCACUUCUCGAUAUUGCAGGAGGGCAUUUUAGCCGGAUCGAGUUUGCGAGUGGAGGAUCACUGCCAGGGUCUCUUAUCAGCGAGUUUACAUAUAUCGCACGGGAGUACAUCAACCAGUUGACAUCACGAGGUAUACUGAAAGAAUCGCAAAACGCUCUUCGACCGAAUGAUGGAAGCUUCUCUGCGUUGGGAACCACCGAAGCCACUAGUAUUCCUACACUCGCCACUCCCAAUACUGGACAGGUAGCAAGAUCUCUCACUCCUCCUAUACCCCAGGCCAUGAUCCCAGAUACAGCGUCUUUGAUUUCACCUUUGUACGCACCAAUCGAGACAUUGUGGGAUCAAGAGAAUGAUUCAUUCUUUGGAAUUGAUGUAAUGGAUAUAUUCAGUAAUCUGUAA
Messenger RNA from Fusarium poae, 2049 nucleotides. RefSeq lists its product as uncharacterized. Gene Ontology annotation, molecular function: DNA-binding transcription factor activity, RNA polymerase II-specific; DNA binding; zinc ion binding. Lineage: Eukaryota; Fungi; Ascomycota; Sordariomycetes; Hypocreales; Nectriaceae. The record is from RefSeq and is a predicted model, not a curated record. The coding region runs from base 1 to 2049 and encodes 682 amino acids. Gene Ontology annotation, biological process: regulation of DNA-templated transcription; DNA-templated transcription. The transcript has 11 exons.